Molecule: messenger RNA, 1903 nt
Organism: Haliaeetus leucocephalus (bald eagle)
Lineage: Eukaryota; Metazoa; Chordata; Aves; Accipitriformes; Accipitridae
Gene: BCO1
Product: beta-carotene oxygenase 1
Exons: 11
Coding region: 57-1637 (526 amino acids)
Biological process (GO): retinal metabolic process; carotene catabolic process
Molecular function (GO): beta-carotene 15,15'-dioxygenase activity; carotenoid dioxygenase activity
Source: RefSeq, a predicted model, not a curated record
CUGCGCCUGCAGGAGCGGCUGGUUAGAGGACACGGGAACCAUUGAGUACGUGAGAGAUGGAUAUGAUAUUUGGCAGAAAUAAAGAAGAACACCCAGAGCCCAUAAAAGCUGAGGUGCAAGGUCAGUUGCCCACUUGGUUGAAAGGGAUACUUCUCCGAAAUGGCCCAGGGAUGCACACAAUAGGGGACACUAAGUAUAACCACUGGUUUGAUGGCUUGGCUCUGCUGCAUAGCUUUACAUUUAAAAAUGGUGAAGUUUACUACAGAAGUAAGUAUCUCCGAAGUGACACGUACAACUGCAAUGUGGAAGCAAACCGAAUUGUGGUGUCUGAAUUUGGAACUAUGGCUUAUCCAGAUCCAUGCAAAAAUAUAUUUGCCAAGGCGUUCUCGUAUCUGUCUCACACCAUUCCUGAGUUCACAGAUAACUGCCUGAUCAACAUUAUGAAAACUGGGGAUGAUUUUUAUGCUACCAGUGAGACUAACUUCAUCAGGAAAAUUAAUCCGCAGACUCUGGAGACAUUAGAGAAGGUUGACUACAGCAAAUAUGUAGCUGUAAAUGUGGCAACUUCUCACCCGCACUAUGACAGUGCUGGAAAUAUUCUCAACAUGGGUACUUCAAUAGUUGAUAAAGGGAAGACAAAAUACAUUCUAUUUAAGAUUCCUCCUUCUGUGCCAGAAAAAGAAAAGAAGAAAUCUCAUUUUAAACAUCUGGAAGUGGUAUGCUCCAUCCCUUCUCAGUCUCUGCUCCACCCAAGCUACUGCCAUAGCUUUGGAAUCACAGAAAAUUACAUUGUCUUCAUAGAGCAGCCAUUCAAACUGGAUAUUGUCAAAAUGGCAACUGCUUACAUCCGAGGUGUGAACUGGGCUUCCUGCCUUGCCUAUCAUAAGGAAGAUAAGACUUGGUUUCACUUUGUAGACAAGAAGACUAAAAAAGAAGUAUCCACUAAAUUUUAUACUGAUGCUAUGGUGCUUUUUCACCAUAUAAAUGCUUAUGAAGAGGACGGCCACAUUAUUUUUGAUAUUAUUGCCUAUACAGACAAUAGCUUAUAUGAUAUGUUCUAUUUAAAAAACCUGACUAAAGACUUCGAAGAGAAGAGCAAGCUUACCUCCAUGCCAACCUGCAAACGAUUUGUUGUUCCUCUGCAGUAUGACAAGGAUGCUGAAGUAGGUUCUAAUUUAGUCACCCUUCCAUCUACCGCAACUGCUGUAAAAGAGAAAGAUGGCAGCAUCUAUUGCCACCCUGAAAUACUAUGUGAAGGAAUAGAACUGCCUCGCAUCAACUAUGACUAUAAUGGCAAAAAAUACAACUAUGUCUUUGCAACAGCAGUCCAGUGGAGUCCAGUUCCUACAGAGAUUGUAAAGUUUAAUGUCCAAACAAAGGAAAUGCUCUACUGGGGAGAGGAUCACUCCUGGCCAUCUGAGCCCGUUUUUGUUCCCAGCCCUGAUGCAAGAGAAGAGGAUGAUGGCAUUGUUCUGACCUGUGUUGUGAAGUCUGAUCCAAAGGAAGCACCCUUCCUACUUGUCUUGGAUGCUAAAACAUUCAAAGAAUUGGGCCGAGCCAUAGUAGAUGUAGAAAUGCCUCUGGACCUGCAUGGAAUGUUUAUACCAGAGAAAGAUUUGAAGACUGAGACUGAGUAAAAUGCUGUUUAUCCUAUUACACAGACUGAGACAACCUUCUACUGAAUGUGGGGUAGUAUCAUUCAGGAACAACCUUAUCACAAUAAAUGACUAAAUUUAGUCUUUUCAAUAACUACAUAUAAACUCUUAUAAGAGAUAGCAAUAACUUUUAUUACAAAUAAUUAUAUCCACAACUGGUAUGUAACUAUUCCAAAAGAAGAAUGAUCGGUAUUAAGUGCUAAUGCUGUACACAACUCGUGGGGCAGGGAAUAGGAGACAAAGGUAAC